GGGCUCCCGCGCUGCGGCAGCGGAACGCGCUGGCGGGCGCGGGUUGCGGAGGGCCGGUUUGGGGCGCGCACCGCUCGGCGCCGGCAUGAGGGAGCUGCCGCCGGGCCCGGCGAUGGAGAGCGACAUCUUGGACGCGCUGGAGGCCCUGGGGUACACAGGUGCCCUGUUGGAGGAGGAAGCACUGAACAAAGCAGCAGAAAAUGGAUUGUCUUCACCAGAAUUUUUUGAGCUUUGUGUUUGGUUAGGUUCCCAAAUAAAAUCACUUUGCAAUAUGGAAGAAAGCAUCACUUCAGGAGAUGGUAUGAAAGAUAUAGAGAGCUUCCAGCUUGAGAUGAGUGGCUUUCUGAGAGAAAUGGCUUGUCCAUAUUCAUCACUUAUAUCUGGAGACAUCAAGGACAGAUUAAGAGGGAAAGAAGAUUGUCUUAAACUCCUGUUAUUUCUAAGUACAGAACUUCAGGCGUUAAAGAUACUGCACAGCAAGAAAAUCAAAGGCUCUCAUUUGGAAAAGCACAGUGAAAUGAUUCAGGAAGUGCAAGCUAUUUGCGAUGCACUGGGUCUGCCAAACUCCUCGUCUUCUGGUAUUCCUCCCUUGUUAACCAAUGUGGAACAAAAGAUAAAGGACAUUCUCGCAAAAGUUCAAAACAAACAUGUGGGGAAAUCACUGCUAACAAAACCUCUGAAUUCUGACCAAGUGAAAAGAUUGGAAAAAAUCAAUGAUGCUCUUCGGAGUGAGUACGAAUGUCGACGACGCAUGUUAAUGAAGAGGCUCGAUGUGACUGUGCAAUCUUUUGGCUGGUCUGAUAGAGCAAAGGUAAAAACAGAUGAAAUAGCACGUAUCUAUCAGCCCAAGCGCUAUGCAUUAUCUCCAAAGUCAACUAUUACAUUAGCUCACCUGCUUGCUGCUCGAGAAGAUUUAUCCAAGAUCAUAAGAACAAGUAGUGGUUCAACACGGGAAAAUACCGUCUGUGCUAUCAACAAGGUUCUGAUGGGGAGAGUACCGGAUCGUGGAGGCAGACCAACAGAGAUUGAACCACCUCCUCCUGAAAUGCCUCCGUGGCAAAAAAGACAAGAAGGUGGUGGAAGAGGUGGCUGGGGAGGUGGUGGUGGUGGUGGAAGGGGCAACUGGGGGGGUGGAGGGGGUAGAGGAGGAGGAGGUGGAGGUUUCAGAGGUGGUGGGAGAGGUGGAGGUGGCUUCCAGGGUGGAGGUGGCUUCCAGGGUGGAGGUGGCUUCCAGGGUGGAGGUGGCUUCCAAGGUGGAGGUGGCUUCCAGGGUGGAGGUGGCUUCCAGGGUGGAGGUGGCUUCCAGGGUGGAGGUGGCUUCCACGGUGGAGGUGGCUUCCAAGGUGGAGGUGGCUUCCAAGGUGGCAGGGGAGGUUAUGGUGGCAGGGGAGGCUAUAGUGAUCCAUAUGGUGGAAGAGGAGGAUACCGAAGAUACUAAAGUACUGUAAAUCUUAACAGAAUAACUGGCAAAAUAUAGUGGUGGUGUUUACUGGUAUUAGACAUUAGGUAUGUUGAUUUGGGCUUAGGUUAGAAUUAAGUAUGACCAUAUGAAUCAUUGCAUUAGACCAACUGAUGUUCUCAUUGAGUCCUUUUAGUUCACAGAGCUUUUAUACUAAAAUGUGAUGACUAAAGUCCUUGUUUUUCAUAUUGCUUAUAUGGUGUUUUUUAUGUCAUUUUAUUUAAAAUAAGCCUCAGAAAACUGAAUAAAACCCUUUCUAAACAAACAAAAAUAUACUAAUGUUCAGACUUCUCUAGUUAUUGCAUGUUGCAUAUCUACUCCCCUGCUCCAAAAUGCUGUGUAAAAAAAAAAACAAAAAAGGCCUAAGAACCAGAUGAAACCACUUUUAAAAGACUCUAGAAUGCUUUCAGGCUUUUUCUCUGCAUCUAGUUUUCAUGUGGGACAUGCAAGUGAAUUUUAAUUUCAAAUGUUGAAAUCCUUAAGGCUUUGGUCAAAAUUAUUCAGUUAGAUUGGAUUAUUCUUCCAGAACUUCACAUUAAAUUAACAUUCUGAAUUAAUACUCUUACAGAAACUAAUAAAAUCAGAUUGUUUUUUAUGGUCAUAAUGUAUUAGAGACUAUUUGAAGGUCUGAACAUGUACUGUAAACUCAGAAUCAUGGUGAGUUUUGAUAGGGUCUUAUUCCAUUUUAUUGGCAUUUCAUGAAAGUAUUUUAAGACCAGAUUGGGCAGAAAACCUGCAGCCAUCAUGUGUGGUAAGAAUUCAUGUAUAUAUCCUUCUGAAUCAGCCUUGAGACAUAAAGUUUGAAUAAGCUGAGCUUCUUAAGAAAAAACAUACCAUUUCUUCUUCUCCCAUCUUUUUUUUUUUUUUUUCCUCCCCUGUCUGCUCUGUGUUUGGGAGUCACAAACUGCCCAGUUAAUAAGACAUCUCAUACAGCAGUCGGCCUUCCUCAGUGAUUUCUCUCUCUCACUCUGCCAAUCUGAAAGAAUCUCUGUCUUGAUACGGUAUGGGUGCCUUCUCCCUCAGUGUUACUCUAGAAGGAGUUAGCUGUCACACAGUUAUGGCUGUAAAUAUAUGUAGACAGAAAUUUAGAGCUGUCACUUAAAGAAGACAGUUUCUGCUGUCCAGUGACUUUUAGAUCUCCUCCCCUGCUGUGAGGCCUCUCCUGACAACAGAGGUUGAACAGGGGGAUGAUGCCUGAGUACAUACUCAUGACAAUAUUUAUCAGGGUCAGUUUACUACACAGAGAUUCAGAAAGGCAUCUGAUAAGCCUGGGGGUAUCUGUUGAUUAAAUAAUGUGGCAGCCUUGAAGCACUUGUAGCUAUAGGCUUAACUGCAGCUUGAACUUUAGGAUUUGAUUUUGGGUUUAUGUUUCACAGUUACAAGUUCUUUUUGCACAAAUUUCCUAUUGGAGUCCAUUGGUAUGCUUUAAAGAUAUUUUUUUUUUUACCUUCAUAAACACAUGCAUCAUGUCCUGUUUCAUUGCCGGCUUUAUGCAUGAAUGUAAAGCUCUGUUCAAAAUCAAAUUAUUAUCUCUUUCAAAAGCCUGUGUAGUUUUUAUUAACUAGCCAUCACCAACUUUUUAAUUUGAAAUUUUAAUUCAGAUAACCUUCCAAAGUUUUUUGCCUGUUAUGUCCUCUCUGAUCAUAGUUUGCCUGAGAAUGCUGCUUCUAAUGUGAUAGAUAUGACCUUACCCAGGCUUUAGGGUUACAGCAGGUGCCUGACAAAAAGAGGCAGGAGUUUUCCUGGCUUGAACAUGUUAGCUUGGAUGUGAACUUUUGCAAUAAUGGCUAAAUGUCACCCAACUGCUAGCAAUAUAGUUCCUUUGCCGGUUUUUUUUCCUGUGCUCCUCUGUGGCCUAAAGCCCUUGGCAGCCUCUGCAGUUUUUAUGGGGCGACCCUCAUGGGUCACAUGGGAACAUAGUACUGGUUCUCUUGAUUUUGAGCAUGGUUUUUGCUUAAUACUCUGGAAUAGCUCAGAAACUGAUGACAUACCAAGUGAGACUGCUGGCCUUGAAGUACUGGUCAGCAAAAGAACGGAUAGUAGUUUUUAACAACCAAAGCCUUAAGAGAAAAUUCUGUUUGCUCAUCCCAAUGUUACUUUUUGUUACAAGUAAUCAACAGUCAAGCAUGUUGCUUCACCAGGGAAAUACACAAGGAAAAUCAAACUACUUAUCUCUGCUUAAAGAUUUCAUUAGUCUUAGGAUGCAAAGGUGCACCAGUUUAGCUGAAUUGUUGUAAAUGUGGAUGUGCAUGUGCGUUGGUAUUUUUACACUCAUCAGUUCAUCUUGUUUGUAGUAGGCAGGACAGUUCUGAAUGAAGUAAAUCAUCGAGUGAACCAGGUCCAUACCCAUUUGAAUUCUAACAGUUAAAUUAUUUCAAUAUCAUAUUUCAAUUAUAUGUGUGUAAACCAUGUAAAAGAUGGACAUUUAAAUAGGAUUAAGAUUUUUUUUCUUAGAAAAUUUCAGUUUUUCUUAAAGAAUUUAAAAUUUGAAGUCAGGAGUUGAAAACUAAAGUAAGCACCACCACAUUUCAGAGGUAUCCUUUGCUGUCCUCUUUUGUCGGAAUGUAUGCUUUUAGUUUAUCAAAUGAUGCAAUAACACCAUGAGAAUAAUUGAUUUCAACCUCAAGUUUUGUUUGUCUUGGAAAAAAGUAUUUUCAAAAAUUCCGUUGUGAGUAAAAGAUUUUCAUAUAUAUGUUUGUGAGUAUUUUUGUGUUUAGUCACACUUAGUGAAUACCUAGAUGAACAUUGUCUUGUUCAAGACCUGAAAAAUGGAUUGGGGAUUUUUUUCAGGAAUUGAGAGAGACACUUUUGUUAACAGCUGUAAACACUGAGGAAUAAAGCACUGUAUUUGAAGUUA
Messenger RNA from Pipra filicauda (Wire-tailed manakin), 4316 nucleotides. RefSeq names its product family with sequence similarity 98 member B (gene TSLIG3B). The coding region runs from base 86 to 1438 and encodes 450 amino acids. Lineage: Eukaryota; Metazoa; Chordata; Aves; Passeriformes; Pipridae. The record is from RefSeq and is a predicted model, not a curated record. The transcript is spliced from 8 exons. Gene Ontology annotation, cellular component: tRNA-splicing ligase complex.